AUGGGCGAAUCGUUUGACAUACAAAACCUCCUCCAGACGGGGUACUUCACAACUUCUCGAGCCAAGAGUCCGAAGCCGUAUGAUCACCAAGAUCCUACCAAAGAAUCACUACUUACGCAGAAAAACAGUCCACUAUCGCCAAAGCUAGAUGAUCGUCCUUCCUCUCAACCCCCACCGUCGCAGCAGCCGCCAUAUCAGCUACCUUACUACCCUUUAAUACCACGGCCACGGUCCGCCGCACCGGCACGAGUACCAAGAGUUAGACCGCCGCCCCCAUCUGUUGAAGAUGAGGAGGUUUCCCUCAAGCGAGAGCAUGGUGUGUGCCUCGCAAAGCAUCAGGAAGAAGAGCCUCCAUCUCGUGGAGAUGUUGAACAGAACCCUAUGAUAAUGGAAGUUCAUGAAUAUAAUCCAGAGCGGCGGUUUGUCAUUCUGACAGGAUCAUCAAGCGGCUCAGAGGGUGGUGAAACAGAAACGAGGGCUGGGUCGGACAGGAGACGUGAGACCGAGAGAAGGGGAGAAGAAGACCGACGCUAUGAGCCAAGCAGGAGACCUGAACAAGAGCGAAGGACUGAACCAGGAAGAAGAUCUGAACCUGACAGGAGGAACGAAAUAAAAACUCCUCGUCCUGACCGGUUCGAGAAACCCCAAAGGAACGAGCGACUCGAGCGACAAGACAGGCCAUCGGGUGACGCUUACACGGACACGAGAUCCAGCCGGAGAUACGACACUACCCUCAAGGCUGAUGCAACAACGAGCAGGGAACGUAGUCGGCCACCCUUGGAAAAGCGACGCAGUAGGCAGGAUCUCCCUCGACUCGAAACCGAAUUCAGAGACGACCAACUGCCUGAAAAAUACCGUACUCGCCCUUCAGCCCCCGCCAGCGGACGACAUGAUCAGCCCCCUGCACGACCCCCAAAGAUUCCUCUUGAUCCUCAGCUUGCUCCUGAGGUUAUUAAGAGUAGCGCCAGCGGACGGGAUCAAGCGUACUAUGGACAGUCGCAGACUGCUUCUCGUAGGUCUCCUACUCGGCCAGGGCAUGUGUCAAGCGCACCGAAUGAGCGACGAUAUGAUAAUGGGCACACUCGUAACUCUUCAACCGCUUCCAACUCAAAGCGUACAAAUAUCGAGUCUGAGAAACCUACACGCCCUCUUUCAAAAGAGCGGGCUGGAGAUGCAUCAGCUCGCCCCCUUUCCAAGGAGCGUGAUGAUCAGCCUGCCCGUCCACUUUCAAAAGAUAGAGUUGGAACUGAACCCUCUUACCGGGGCGAGUACGUACCAAGAAGUACCAAGAAAGAUAGAUCCCCUUCCUAUGGGAAGACUGAUCGUGAAGAUUAUGGAAGAUCAUCGACAUAUCCUCCUCGUGAGCCAACAUGGGAACCAACAACGCGACGUGAUGACCGUCGUGAUGAUCGGGCCGACGACAAUCGCUCUGGUGACGAUCAUCCAAAGGGUCCACGAGAACUUCAUCCGAGACGUAAGAAGUCUGUCGUGUUGCAGGAUGAACGUGAUUCUCAGCCAAAGCUGGAAAAAGUCGAUGCACCAAGUGGUCCCAGAUUGAGACCACGAGGACCUACGAUGCCUAUUCCAGUCGCUAUACCUACUGGUUCGACAGUCUCGGAUGAUUUUACUCAAAACUUACGGCCUGCGUCAACAUUUCCAGUUGCUCGAGAUGAGCAUGUUCUUCCAGAGAGGCCUAAAAAUGAGCUUCCAUACCCCGUGGAUGAAGACACUUUGAUCGACCCCUUCGAUACCCGCGGCAAGUCUGAAAGAAUUGGUAGGCCACGAUCCCAAUACGAGCCAGACCCAAUUAUAGCAAUGCCCGAGAUGCCGACACCUAUUGCCAUUGGCCCUGAAACACCACUUGAAGCUAGGCCAGCGUCAGCUAUUCCGUCUGCUACUCGCCCUCCAGCUUCUUCGCAGUCAUGGCAACCUCCAACAUUUGAUCCCAAUCGAGAUGGCGUUCGCCUUGAGAAACCGGUGGGGUCUGUUAGGCGUCACUCGGAACAUCAGGAAGCGACAGGUGUAACCACGUUUCCCGAGUGCCGCCGCAAGCACCCCGUCGCAGGUUUGGUGGACUGGCUUACACUGCCUCGUACAGAGUUCAACAUUUGCCCUGAUUGUUAUGGUUCUGUCUUUGCCAAAACCGAAUACCGAAAGCCAUUUCAACCAAUGCUUCGCCCCUCGGCUCAAGCGAUUGCAUGCGAUUUUGGCGUUGGACCAUGGUAUCGCAUUGCUUGGCUCCUCACCUUAAAAAAUGAACUACCGGAUUUACGACUCUUUCAUGAGGUUGCUAAAGCCAUAUCCAUCACUUACAGCCUUCCGUGCCCUGGUGAUAGAGUCACCACACGCAAUUGGCUGACACUCUGGAACCCAUACACUCGACAGCCUGUAUACGAUUUUACCAUAUGUCCCCAAUGCGCUCAAAUUAUCCAGGCACUGUUCCCCAAUUUGACUGGCAUUUUUAUUCCUCUGGACUCCCGCUCAGAACCUACUAGGGGGCUAUGCGCCAUGCGUUUUAAGCCAAAAAGGAAGCGUUUCGUCAUGUACUUUGAUGCCAUGGAAACGACUUCAGAUCAAGCUCGUCUGGAACAAGAAGAGCCAGACCUGAACACUCUUGCACAAGAAGUUGAGAAGAUGGCCGCAGUGAGCGAGUGUCAAGAGGAUAAGCCCAUCACCAACGGAUACUGGCAUAUCAUGCAAUACCUCCGGCAGUUCUCUGUCUGUGGCGAAUGUUUCGAUGAGGUUGUCAGGCCAUUGAUCAAAGACGAUAAUGUUAUCGCUCGCAACUUCUAUAUGAAGCCACAAAAGCUGCCACUUGCAACCUGCCAACUCUACUCUAAUCGAAUGAGAGAGAUUUUUAGAAAGGCAUGCCGGUGGAACGAUCCUAAAUACUUAGAGGCUAAGGUACUUGAGAGGAUGGACGUCGAGGCCAUGAUUCACGAGAAGCUGGCCAAGCUGGAUAGGGCCAAACAUGAAGACGAGGAUUGGGUUGAAGAACAGGUAGAUAACCUCGCAACCUCCCACUCCAUCACCAAUUUCGACGCCGCACGACCCGAGGUCCAAGUCUCAACCUUCGCAAUGGCUUCGCGACCUACCGUCUCUAUCAUCGGCAAAGAUGGUGCUCCCACUGGAGCUACCCACGCCAUUCCCGCCGUCUUCACCAGCCCGAUCCGACCGGACAUUGUCCAGCAGGUUCACACCGGUAUCGCUAAGAACAAGCGACAGCCAUAUGCUGUGAGCGAGAAGGCCGGUCACCAGACCUCUGCCGAGUCUUGGGGAACUGGUCGUGCCGUCGCCCGUAUCCCCCGUGUCUCCGGUGGUGGUACUCACCGCGCUGGUCAGGCUGCCUUCGGUAACAUGUGUCGUUCCGGUCGCAUGUUCGCCCCUACCAAGAUCUGGCGCAAGUGGCACAUCAAGGUCAACCAGGGCCAGAAGCGAUACGCCGUCGUCUCUGCUCUCGCUGCCUCCGCUGCCGUUCCCCUGCUCCAGGCCCGUGGCCACCAGGUCAACUCCGUCCCUGAGGUUCCUCUGGUUGUCGACUCCGCCGUCUUCGAGGGUGCUGCCAUUGCCAAGACCGCUGCUGCUCUCGGCCUCUUGAAGGCUGUUGGCGCUGGUGCCGAUGUUGAGAAGGUCAAGAACUCCAAGAAGCUCCGUGCUGGUAAGGGCAAGCUCCGUGGCCGACGCCACCGCCAGCGACGUGGUCCUCUUGUCAUCUACGACCCCGAGACCGACGGCAAGGAGCUCGUCACUGCUUUCCGCAACAUCACUGGUGUCGAGACCUCUCCCGUUACCGCUCUCAACCUCCUCCAGCUCGCCCCUGGUGGUCACCUCGGCCGCUUCAUCGUCUGGACCUCUGCUGCCUUCAAGGCCCUUGACGAGAUCUACGGUUCCACCACCGAGGCCUCUGCCCACAAGCGUGACUUCCUCCUCCCCUCCAACGUUGUCUCUCAGGCCGAUCUUACUCGUCUGAUCAACAGCUCUGAAAUCCAGAGCUCUCUCAACGCUCCCAAGGGCGAGGCUGUCACCCGCCGAUCUGCUGUCCAGAAGAAGAACCCUCUUAAGAACAAGCAGGUCAUGCUUCGCCUGAACCCUUACGCCUCCGUGUUUGCCCAGGAGGCUCAGAAGAAGCAGAACUAA
This is a messenger RNA of Fusarium redolens, 4137 nucleotides long. RefSeq lists its product as uncharacterized. The transcript has 5 exons. The coding region runs from base 1 to 4137 and encodes 1378 amino acids. Gene Ontology annotation, biological process: translation. Lineage: Eukaryota; Fungi; Ascomycota; Sordariomycetes; Hypocreales; Nectriaceae. Gene Ontology annotation, molecular function: structural constituent of ribosome; RNA binding. Gene Ontology annotation, cellular component: cytosolic large ribosomal subunit; ribosome. The record is from RefSeq and is a predicted model, not a curated record.